AUGUUGUUAGUCCCUCAGCCGUUCGUUUUCGCGCGACCAGCGUUGUGCUUAGAUUUACCUGCCCCUAAACCCUAUGCUGAGAGGAACCUAGCUGACCGCUUUAUAGCGGACGAACGAAUCGCUUCGCCCUGCCCAGAACUCAACAGCAUCAAUUUGCUCUUGGGAGCUGAUUAUUGCCCCCGCGUGGUGAAUUCCAACACCAUUUCUUGUGAAAGUGGAUUGCUCGCUCUCUCAAGUAAGUUUGGAUGGUUGGUCUUCGGUCAAGAAAGGCGUCCCAGCCCCCCCGGCGUUGUAGCUCUUUCAACUGUAAUGGGAGUUGAAUACUCCUCCGCCGAAAGGGGGAAUGAGAACGAAGACUUACGAAGAUUCUGGGAUCUAGAGCAUUUCGGCAUUUUCGAUCCUCUUCACGGGGGGAAAGAACCAAACCCCCUUAGUGACUUUGGGAGUCUAAUCAAAAGAAAUUCGAACGGGCGACGUUCGGUACCUCUCCCGUGGCGAGCCAACAGAAGAGACCUACUCGAGUCUAAAUACAAUCAAGCACUAACCCGCUACAAAAGCCUACUAUUUCGUCUCCAGAAGGAAACAAGUUUACGCGAAGCCUAUCACUAUCAAAUUCAAGAAUAUUUGCGCCUGGGCUUUGUGAACAAGGUGGAGAAAAGCUCAACCGAUCAGGAAACAAGACUUGAGUUUUAUCUACCGCAUCGACCUGUAGUUCGCAAUGAUGCGAUUACGACAAAUAUUCGCCCCGUUUUUGACGCGUCUGCUCGGGGAUAUCAAGGACUCAGUUUUGCUAAGAUUCCGCUGGAAUCGCGUAGCUUGGGAAGGGAUAUAGAGAAAGCCUUCCUUCAAGUAGAAGUAAAUCCAAGUGAUCGGGAUGCCCUGCAGUUCAUUUGGAUGGAUUAUCUAUCCGUCACCUUGGAAGCUAAGGAACCUUCAAUUUUCAGAUGGAAUCAGGUCACUUUUGGGUUGUCUCCUAGCCUUUUUUUACUACGAAUUGUUAUACGGAAGCACUUGGCGGAGAACUCAUAUGUUGAACCUACUCUAGCCCGUUAUAUCGAAGAAAAUCUGUAUACGGAUGAUCUCUUAGCCGGUUCCAAUUCCGUCGAAGAAGCCUACCAAACUAUCCAUCGCGUAACUAAAGCUUUCGGCGGAGCUUGCAUGAAAUUGGCCAAAUGGAUUACAAACGAGCCAGCCCUAAAAAAAUCUUUAUUACCAAGCAAAGCGCUCGCCUCCAGCGAUGCGACUUCCUGCCUCAUUGGGUGUGAGGAAAACUAA
Molecule: messenger RNA, 1275 nt
Organism: Daphnia magna
Lineage: Eukaryota; Metazoa; Arthropoda; Branchiopoda; Diplostraca; Daphniidae
Exons: 3
Coding region: 1-1275 (424 amino acids)
Source: RefSeq, a predicted model, not a curated record